This is a messenger RNA of Zonotrichia leucophrys gambelii, 9871 nucleotides long. It is a transcript of the gene AHNAK2, whose product is annotated as AHNAK nucleoprotein 2. The record is from RefSeq and is a predicted model, not a curated record. Gene Ontology annotation, cellular component: cytoplasm; costamere; nucleus. Gene Ontology annotation, biological process: regulation of RNA splicing. NCBI's taxonomy places the organism in Eukaryota, Metazoa, Chordata, Aves, Passeriformes, Passerellidae.
AUGUCACUUCCACAAGCCAGCGUCGACCUGCAGGCGCCCGAGGCCAGCCUUAGUCUUGAAGGAGAAGCCAAAGUCCCAGAGAAGGAGGUCACCAAGACCAAGGACGGCAAGUUCAAGAUGCCCAAGUUCGCAUGCCUCCUUUGGCUGGUCCAGCAGCAGAGAGCCAAGGCACCGUGCGCCGAGGUGGACGUCAGCGUCCCGGAGCCUCAGGUGACGGGCCUUCCGGACCGCGAAGUGGAGGUGACCCUGCCCGCGGCCGAUAUCCAAGCGCCCGGUGUGGAGGUGACCGUGGAGACGGGCACGUACAGCAGAGGUGAGAAAGGCCGAUUCAAGAUGCCCGUCAAGAUGCCCAGCGUCAAGCUGCCCAAAGUCAAAGGUCCAGCACAGGUCAGCCUGCCCAAGGCCGAGGUCUCGCUGCCCAAAGGCCUGGAGGGCGAAGUCGCCCUGCAGCCCCGAGCCGAAGCCAGCCUGGAGGUGGCCGCUGGCAAAGCGGAGGGCGGCGGCAUGAAAAUACACAUGCCCAAAGUCAAGGUGCCCAGCGUGGUCUUCUCCAAGCCCACCAUCAAGUCUCCCAAACUGGAGGCAGACGUCAGCCUCCCGCCAGAGCUCAAGGCCACCGACAUCACCGUCACGCCCCCGAUGUCAAGCUGCCCUCCGUUGAAGGCCCCUCGAGCUCCAGCGCCCGACGUAGAUGUCAAAGCUCCCUCCGCGAGGCAGCCUGGAAGAGGCCUGAAAGGCAAGCUCAAGAUGCCCAAAUUUGACAAGCCCAAAUUCACAGUCUCCUCCCCCAACCGAGGGCCCACAGCUGAGGUCAGCCUGCCCAGCGCUGAGGUUGAGCUGCCGUCCGCCACCGUCACGGCCUCAGCCGAGGGCGCUGGCGUGAAGCGGAGAAGCCCUCCCUCAGAUGCCCAAGCUGACAUCAAAGCUCCCAAGGUGGACGUACGGCCCUCCGUCGAUGUCACUCCACAAGCCAGCGUCGACCUGCAGGCGCCCGCCAGCCUUAGUCUUGAAGGAGAAGCCAAAGUCCCAGAGAAGGAGGUCACCAAGACCAAGGACGGCAAGUUCAAGAUGCCCAAGUUCGGCAUGCCUUCCUUUGGCUGGUCCAGCAGCAGAGAGGCCAAGGGCACCGUGGCCGCCGAGGUGGACGUCAGCGUCCCGGAGCCUCAGGUGACGGUGCCUUCCGGAACCGCCGAAGUGGAGGUGACCCUGCCCGCGGCCGAUAUCCAAGCGCCCGGUGUGGAGGUGACCGUGGAGACGGGCACGGUAGCAGCAGAGGGUGAGAAAGGCCGAUUCAAGAUGCCCGACGUCAAGAUGCCCAGCGUCAAGCUGCCCAAAGUCAAAGGUCCCCAGGCACAGGUCAGCCUGCCCAAGGCCGAGGUCUCGCUGCCCAAAGGCCUGGAGGGCGAAGUCGCCCUGCAGGGCCCCGAGGCCGAAGCCAGCCUGGAGGUGGCCGCUGGCAAAGCGGAGGGCGGCGGCAUGAAAAUACACAUGCCCAAAGUCAAGGUGCCCAGCGUGGUCUUCUCCAAGCCCACCAUCAAGUCUCCCAAACUGGAGGCAGACGUCAGCCUCCCGCAGGCAGAGCUCAAGGCCACCGACAUCACCGUCACGGCCCCCGAUGUCAAGCUGCCCUCCGUUGAAGGCUCCCUCGAGCUCCAGGCGCCCGACGUAGAUGUCAAAGCUCCCUCCGCCGAGGGCAAGCUGGAGCUGAAAGGCAAGCUCAAGAUGCCCAAAUUUGACAAGCCCAAAUUCACAGUCUCCAUCCCCAAGGCCGAGGUGCCCACAGCCGAGGUCAGCCUGCCCAGCGCUGAGGUUGAGCUGCCGUCCGCCACCGUCACGGCCUCAGCCGAGGGCGCUGGCGUGAAGCUGGAGAAGCCCUCCCUCAAGAUGCCCAAAGCUGACAUCAAAGCUCCCAAGGUGGACGUCACUCUGCCCUCCGUCGAUGUCACUCUUCCACAAGCCAGCGUCGACCUGCAGGCGCCCGAGGCCAGCCUUAGUCUUGAAGGAGAAGCCAAAGUCCCAGAGAAGGAGGUCACCAAGACCAAGGACGGCAAGUUCAAGAUGCCCAAGUUCGGCAUGCCUUCCUUUGGCUGGUCCAGCAGCAGAGAGGCCAAGGGCACCGUGGCCGCCGAGGUGGACGUCAGCGUCCCGGAGCCUCAGGUGACGGUGCCUUCCGGAACCGCCGAAGUGGAGGUGACCCUGCCCGCGGCCGAUAUCCAAGCGCCCGGUGUGGAGGUGACCGUGGAGACGGGCACGGUAGCAGCAGAGGGUGAGAAAGGCCGAUUCAAGAUGCCCGACGUCAAGAUGCCCAGCGUCAAGCUGCCCAAAGUCAAAGGUCCCCAGGCACAGGUCAGCCUGCCCAAGGCCGAGGUCUCGCUGCCCAAAGGCCUGGAGGGCGAAGUCGCCCUGCAGGGCCCCGAGGCCGAAGCCAGCCUGGAGGUGGCCGCUGGCAAAGCGGAGGGCGGCGGCAUGAAAAUACACAUGCCCAAAGUCAAGGUGCCCAGCGUGGUCUUCUCCAAGCCCACCAUCAAGUCUCCCAAACUGGAGGCAGACGUCAGCCUCCCGCAGGCAGAGCUCAAGGCCACCGACAUCACCGUCACGGCCCCCGAUGUCAAGCUGCCCUCCGUUGAAGGCUCCCUCGAGCUCCAGGCGCCCGACGUAGAUGUCAAAGCUCCCUCCGCCGAGGGCAAGCUGGAGCUGGAAGGCACGGGCCUGAAAGGCAAGCUCAAGAUGCCCAAAUUUGACAAGCCCAAAUUCACAGUCUCCUCCCCCAAGGCCGAGGUGCCCACAGCUGAGGUCAGCCUGCCCAGCGCUGAGGUUGAGCUGCCGUCCGCCACCGUCACGGCCUCAGCCGAGGGCGCUGGCGUGAAGCUGGAGAAGCCCUCCCUCAAGAUGCCCAAAGCUGACAUCAAAGCUCCCAAGGUGGACGUCACUCUGCCCUCCGUCGAUGUCACUCUUCCACAGGCCAGCGUCGACCUGCAGGCGCCUGAGGCCAGCCUUAGUCUUGAAGGAGAAGCCAGAGUCCCAGAGAAGGAGGUCACCAAGACCAAGGACGGCAAGUUCAAGAUGCCCAAGUUCGGCAUGCCUUCCUUUGGCUGGUCCAGCAGCAGAGAGGCCAAGGGCACCGUGGCCGCCGAGGUGGACGUCAGCGUCCCGGAGCCUCAGGUGACGGUGCCUUCCGGAACCGCCGAAGUGGAGGUGACCCUGCCCGCGGCCGAUAUCCAAGCGCCCGGUGUGGAGGUGACCGUGGAGACGGGCACGGUAGCAGCAGAGGGUGAGAAAGGCCGAUUCAAGAUGCCCGACGUCAAGAUGCCCAGCGUCAAGCUGCCCAAAGUCAAAGGUCCCCAGGCACAGGUCAGCCUGCCCAAGGCCGAGGUCUCGCUGCCCAAAGGCCUGGAGGGCGAAGUCGCCCUGCAGGGCCCCGAGGCCGAAGCCAGCCUGGAGGUGGCCGCUGGCAAAGCGGAGGGCGGCGGCAUGAAAAUACACAUGCCCAAAGUCAAGGUGCCCAGCGUGGUCUUCUCCAAGCCCACCAUCAAGUCUCCCAAACUGGAGGCAGACGUCAGCCUCCCGCAGGCAGAGCUCAAGGCCACCGACAUCACCGUCACGGCCCCCGAUGUCAAGCUGCCCUCCGUUGAAGGCUCCCUCGAGCUCCAGGCGCCCGACGUAGAUGUCAAAGCUCCCUCCGCCGAGGGCAAGCUGGAGCUGGAAGGCACGGGCCUGAAAGGCAAGCUCAAGAUGCCCAAAUUUGACAAGCCCAAAUUCACAGUCUCCUCCCCCAAGGCCGAGGUGCCCACAGCUGAGGUCAGCCUGCCCAGCGCUGAGGUUGAGCUGCCGUCCGCCACCGUCACGGCCUCAGCCGAGGGCGCUGGCGUGAAGCUGGAGAAGCCCUCCCUCAAGAUGCCCAAAGCUGACAUCAAAGCUCCCAAGGUGGACGUCACUCUGCCCUCCGUCGAUGUCACUCUUCCACAAGCCAGCGUCGACCUGCAGGCGCCCGAGGCCAGCCUUAGUCUUGAAGGAGAAGCCAAAGUCCCAGAGAAGGAGGUCACCAAGACCAAGGACGGCAAGUUCAAGAUGCCCAAGUUCGGCAUGCCUUCCUUUGGCUGGUCCAGCAGCAGAGAGGCCAAGGGCACCGUGGCCGCCGAGGUGGACGUCAGCGUCCCGGAGCCUCAGGUGACGGUGCCUUCUGGAACCGCCGAAGUGGAUGUUACAUUUUCUGAGUCUGAGAUCCAAGCACCAAGCUUUGAUGUUUCCCUAGAUUCUUCUUCUUAUAAAGAGGAGGAAGCUGGUAAAUCUAAAACUUCUCUGUUUAAAAUGCCUAAAAUUUCUCUUUCUAAAACUUUCAAACCUCAUGCACAAAGCCAAUCUGGAUAUGAUGUUUCUGUUUCUGAAACUCUUUGUUAUCCUUCAACUGAGGAAGCGUCUUCUGUUCCUUCUGAGAGUGUUGAACGUAAACAUGUUUCUGAUGUUAAGGGGGUGAGUGCAUCUAAAAGUGCUAAAUUCAGAGUUCCCAGCAUUGGUUUCUCUAAAUCUGAAGUGACUUCAUCUAAAAUUGAUCUGGAGUCCUCAUUACAAAAGGGGGAUAUUACUCUUACUAAAUACCUAAUUAAUUUAACAGAAUCGGAAUCAAAAAUAGCACCUCUUGCUGAUGAAAAUCUUUCAGAUUUUGAAAUUUUAAAUGAAGAUGGUUCUGAGGAGCAAGGAUGUUUAAAGCUAGAGGGCAAAACCACAUCUGCUGAAAUAUCUUUGGUUGACACAGAUGUCACAGUUAAAAUUCCUAAAUUCCGAAAACCAAAAUUCAGAAUUCGAUCUAAGGGAAAAGCAUCUGAAAGUGACAUUGGUUCCAACGUGGAAACUGAAAUUUCCAAGGGAAGGAUAACAUCUGAUAUGACUGGUCCUGAUAUUGAGAAACCAGCUCAAAUAUCUGAUGCCCAUCUUGGUGUAAAGUUGCAUAAGCCUUCACUUGAAGUUGUUCUGGACGCACCAACAAUGGAUCCAAAUCUCUCACCCAUGGAGGUUACCUUGCCAAACUUAGAAGCAGAAAUCCAUGGCCCAGAUUUAGAGGGCAAGGCAGAACAGGAAGUAGUUACAGGAGAAAAGAGCACUGAGGAGAAAGAAAACAAAUUUAAAUCAUCAAAAUUCAAACUGCCUUCAUUUAGGUGGUCCCCAAAGAAAGAAGCUAUUGCUCCUUCUCAUGUUGAGGAACAUCUGGAAGGACCCACUUUGUCUACCUUAUCUGGAGACAUGGAAUCUGAAUUAGCUUUUCCUACUCCUGAGAAUCAAUACCUUCAUGAAGAAUUUGAUACAACAGAAAAAGAUGGUGAAAAGGCCAAAACAAAGAAGUCCCAAUUUACCAUGCCAAAGAUCUCAUUCCCUAAAAUUAAGGGUCCGAAAGUACAGGUCUCUCUGCCUGUAGUGGAAACUGAUGUUUCUGGACCCAAACCAGAAAAAGAAGGUGUUUCUGUUCAGAAAUCUGAAAAAGGAAGUAGUGGAGAAGUUACAGGACUGGGCAUAAAAGUGCCUAAAGUUACAGUCCCAACUUCAGAAUUUUCCAAACCAGAAGCCAAAACUCCCAAAAUAGAGAUGGAUAUUAGCAUUCCUACAGGUGAGGUCAAAGUUCCUACCUGUGAAGGAGAUGAUCUGACACUGAAAUCAGCUGCUGCUAGUGCCAGCCUCCCCACCUCAGAUAUUAAGUUGAUACCUGAAGGUUCACUUGAGGUGAAAAGUCCUGACAUAAGUGUUGAAAGAACAUCAAGUGAAAUUGCUGUGGGUGAUGUAGAGAUAAAAGCUGAAGGUUCUGAAGGGAAAACAAAAAUGUCUAAAUUCCAAAUGCCAAAGGUAGGAAUUACACUUUCUAAAGGGAAAGGGUCAGAAAAGGAUGUUGGCCAAUCCAAAUCAGAAGUCAAGGUUCCCCAACUAAAAGCAACAGUAGAAAUAUCUGACAUUGCUGUUGAAGCACCAGACUUGAAGGUAGAAUGUGGCACAGAAACAAGGACUUACAGUCCUGAAGCCAAAAUUACCAAAACUGACAGUAAGACAUCAGAGGCUGAUGUUCACCUCCCAUCGGCUGACAUUCCUAUUCUAAAAACACAGAGUGAUAUUCAGGAUUCAGAUGCAGCAGUAAAGAUCAAGGGGGAAAUAAAUCAAGAUAGAGAUGGAGAAGAGAAAGAAGGACAUUUCAAAAUGCCCAAAUUCAAACUUCCAUCCUUCAGUUGGUCACCAAAGAAGGAAGCUAGUGUUAAAUCUGAUUCUGAAGCAAAUUUGGAAGACCAAAAGCUUGCUGUCAUGUCAAGCAGAAUAGACACAGAAGUGAAAGAAACUGCAACUGAUGAUCAAGGUAGUGGGCCAGACCUUGAUCUGGAAAUAUCUGCAGGAAAAGUUGAACAAAAAAGUCCAGUUAAAAAGCCUCAAUUUGUCAUGCCUAAAAUUUCACUCUCCAAGAUCAAGGUUCCAAAAUCUCAAAAAGUUGAAGCUGAUGCUACUCUUCCUAAAAGAGAAAUAGAGGGUGAUGAUUCUAUUAAGAUACCUGAUAUAGAAAAAUGUCAUCCUGAAGGGACUGAUGAAGGGGCACAAAUCAACAUAAAACUUGCUGACACUACGGUCCACACUCUGGCGUUUUCCAGAGUAGAAACUGAGGCCUCUAAAACUGAAAUAACAGUCAGCUCAGCAAAGAUUGAUGCUUCUUUGACUCCCUCAGAGGGGAGUUUUCAACAGGUUGACUUAAAAAUAAGUUCUACCAAUGAAUGUAACAUUCAAAAAACAGGUACUAAGCUCCCCAAAGAAGAAGCUUCAGGUGAUUUGAAGAGCGCUGAUGUAUUAACAGAAAGCUCAUCAGUUGUGGAUGGAAGAAAAGUGAAACUGGAAGGUCCUGAAGGGAAGAUUAAAAUGCCCAAAUUCCAGAAGGCAAAGUUUGGAAUCUCCCGAACAAAAGGGAAAGUCCCAGAGACAGAGAUCAGCUCUCCAAAAAUAGAAGCUGAGCUACCCCAGCUAAGAACAACAAAUGAAAUUGCUGACAUUGCUGUGGGAGUUCCAGCAUCAGAACUUAUAUCUGUCAUGUCAGAUUCUGGAGUAGUUGAUGGUAAGAUAAAAACACCCCAAGCUCUGACAGGUGGCAUUGAAGAUGCAAAGGUAGACAUAAGCACCAAACCACAGACAGAAGGGGUUAGUGAGAGUCUUCAGGAGAAGGAAAUCAAAUUAAAAGAACAUGAAAUAAAAGCUGAAGAAGUUCAGACUGAAGAACAUCAAGGAUGGUUUAAAAUGCCCAAAUUCAGAAUACCUGGAUUUGGCAGGUCAUCCUUAAAGGAAAAGAAAAGUGAUGCCGAUAUUGAAAGAAGUAUGGAAAAAGCUCAGGCAACUAUUCCUUCUGCUAAAGUACAAACUGAAACAAGUGCUCCUGAAAAUACCUUCUCAUUACCACACGCAGUUGCUGAAAUUACUAUUGGAAAAGAAGGGAUUCAAAAAUUAGAAGAUUCUGUGAAGAGUUCUAAUAUUAGCUUGCCAAAGAUUGAAGGAGAUAUUUCAUUAUCCACAGAAAGAACAGACAGUAGAGUGAGUAUUCCAAAACCUGAAACUUACGCAGACGUAGUUAAGCGCAGUGCUGAAGGACAUACUUCAGAAAUCACAGUGUCUGCAGCAGAAUUGUCUAAAUCAUACCCAAGCACUUCAGAAACUGACAAAGACAAGAGUUCAACACAUAGGUUUCCUACGUGUACUCUGACGUCUCCAGAGCAUAAAGGCAAAUCACAGGUUAUAAGUGUCCCAAAGGUAGAAAGUUCCAUGAAGUUAGAGACAUCAGGGGUAGGAUGCAAGCCAUCAUCAGCUGAAAUGACUCUGGAUGCAAUACAGAAGAAAAUAGAUGUUAAUCUUCCAAAGGAAGAGCUAGAUAUUCAAAACAAAGAGGCAGCAAUUAAAAAAGGAAAUAUAAAGGGGGAGGUGAAAAUCACAGGAAAAGACAGUGAAGAAAGUCAAUUAAAAAGGACUACGUGUGAAUGGUCUAGAGGAAAAGGCUCAGAAGAUGGUACUUAUGUUACUGCUAAGAUGGAAGAUCUAAAGGUGGAAGUUCCAACAUUGAAGACGGAUGUAAAAAUUACUGGAGUAGAUCCUGAAAUGAAAUUUCGAGUGAAGAGUGUUGAAAAGGAUGUGUCUGCAGGAGUGGAAGUGCAAGUAGAAGACAGAGCAGAAACAAGUACAAUUAAAGCAUACAAGUUUAAGAUUCCAAGGUUUGGAAUGUUGCAUUCUGAAAUCAAGGGGUUUGAAGAUGAUACCAAUUUGCCAAAGUCAGAAGCUGAUUCAGCACCUAAAAGUGAAAGAGGCACAGCAGAAAUGCAGUUACAAAAAAUAGAAGGAUCAAUUGGCCUGAAAAGUCCAGGUCUAGAUUGUAUAGAAACGUCUGCCAGAGUAACAGGGGAAACAGUGGACCAAACACAAGGUGUUCCAGAAGUAAGUGUAAGAAUUCCCAAACUAAAAAUACCAAGAUUCACUUUCAGAACUCCCCCAAUUGAGGCUGAUGUUUUACUGUCAAAAGUAGUAACAGAUCCAAAGGGAUCUAGUACUGACAUUGAAAUAGUGCAACUGCAAGCAAGCUCUGCUAUCCCUGAAGAAACAGCAGGAGCUGUAGAGGCGGGUAUUCAAAAAGCAAAAAGCAAAAUUAUGACACUGACUGAACCUGACAUUAAAACAGCCCAAAUGACAGCUACCAUAGAGUCCUCCCUUUCAAGUGCAGGGCAAGACAUUCAUUGGUCUUACAUAGAGGGCCAAGAAGUAAGUGAAAAAGUGGAACCUGAACAUGUUGCUAUUGAGCGGUGUGAGAUUUACACUACUGAAAUAGUGAAAGAGUCAGAGAUUCUGUCAUCAGAGGUCAAAACUGCUACUUUGGGAUUCUCACUGCUCAAGGCCAAGUUGCCUGAAUCUCACAGUGAUUUAGACGUGCAAGUCCAGCAGCCAUCUCCAACAGGAGAUGCAUCAGUGAGAAAACCGACAGGUGCUGGUGAAAGCUUUGGAGUAGCAGCACAGGGAAAUGGCAGUGCUGAGCUUAAACUAUCUGACAAACCACACCGUGGGUCUGAAGAAUCUAGAGGAAAAGUAAGUCUGUCAAAGUUAAAAACAUCUGCUGCUGAAGUAAAAGGUUCCAGUAAACUUGAUGAGAGUUUUCCUGGUAAAUCACCAGAGGGAAUAACUGAAGCUCCUCUCUCUGAAGAAGAUGUAGUUGAAGCAGUGGAAGGUGAAGAAAAAGACAUAACCAAUGAGAAAGAAAAGACUGAUAGUAAAAGAUCUCCUGGAAGAUUUAAAUUUUGGCUUCCAAGUAUUGGCUUUUCAUCUUCUGGGGAUGAAACAAGCAUAGAUGCAAAAGCAGAAAUAAAAAAAUCAGUUCCAGAAGACGUGAAACCCGCUGACACAUCAGAUGAUUCCUCUAAGCAGGCUGAAAAAGCUGGAUGGUUUAGAUUUCCCAAACUUGGUUUCACAUCUCCUUCCAAAAAGGCUAAGUCUGUUGACAAAGAAGAGGUGGGUCAUAAAGAGGGGACACUCUCAGAUGAAGAUAGCCCAACAGAUAAGCCAGAUGUGUUUUUUGAUGCACAAGAAAGCUUAUCACCUAAGGAAAUAGGAGAAGGUGAAAAAGCUGAAAUUGAUGGCGCCUCAUCUAUUGUGACAUCUUCAGCAAGAACUGAACUAAUCUUGUUGGAGGAAGAAAAAGAUAGUAAAUCUAAUAUUGUUGGAGAUACAGCCAAAUGAAGGUUGUAUUUUCUCAAUCCUCAAUGAAAGCAAAAUCAUCCACAGAAGAGAAUGUUUUCCUAAUUUUCUACUUACUGAAAAUUAAAAGCCAAGGUUGGUAUUCAUGUAAACACUUGAACAAAUUUUCAAGUACAUGGAUGUACUAGAU